This is a messenger RNA of Acaromyces ingoldii, 829 nucleotides long. RefSeq lists its product as hypothetical. The transcript is spliced from 2 exons. Lineage: Eukaryota; Fungi; Basidiomycota; Exobasidiomycetes; Exobasidiales; Cryptobasidiaceae. The record is from RefSeq and is a predicted model, not a curated record. The coding region runs from base 215 to 730 and encodes 171 amino acids.
CCUCAACUGCAAAAUCAGACUAAAGUAAUCAGAGCGUGGCCAAGUACCGCGAGGUACGGAUAACGAUCUCGUCAGUUCCUGAACACGGGCUGACUGCGACUGUAUUUAUAAAGACUCUCGCUCUCCAGCAAUGAGCCAGCUCCCCACGCAUCCCAGCAUCCUGAGCUACAAUCACUAGCAAGUCUACGACUGGAUUGUUUCCUUCAAGAGCAAGAUGGUGGGCUACAGUAGAAAAGGAGGCAAGUUCCAUAUCGGCUACUAUGCCCAUGAGCCCGUUGUUGCCGGCGAGGAUUUGCGCCACCACCUUCGCCUUCUCGCCGCGUUCCAGGCGCUUCGCCGACGUGCCUCGCAAGAGACGACGCGGAGAGAUGCGCCACCUGCCUAUUCGGAAAAGGAGAGCGAUCAGGAGUCGUCGUUGCCUUUGGCCCCCUCAACAUCAACGACGGAGCGAGGGUCGCCUCCAGCCUUUGACGACGAGGCCAACAGCGCCAGCCUCUGGAACACCUUUCUGGUCCGGGCUCUGCACCGCUUCGAAGUGUACCUUGAAAAGGUCCUGACGCCCACAAACACCCGUGCCGAUCCUCGGCCUCGAUUUCGCAAUCUGAUCCUUACGCCUCACCUUAUUGGCCUCUCUCGAGACGGACUGAACAAGCUCGACGAUGAGCCCGAGCCGAGACCGUUCGAGGUACCCGACAAUCUCCUCCCGCCCCUCGACGUGGCCUUGAUCUGACUCGUACAUGCUCAAUCCAUCGCGGUACAUCGAAGACGCACACCUUGUACCGACGCGCUACGUGCUUCUCCGCGUUCGAUUCCCUCUUGCCAAACUCGC